AUGGAUCUUCAGUAUCUGCCAAUGGGUUUUCAGUCGGAACUUGUUAUAGCCGAGAGGGUCAGAUUUAAUGAAAGUCACUUAUCCAAAGCACCUACUGAUUUGCUUCUACUACAGGUACUAUCUCAUGGCAAUGCAAUCGCUUCUAUGGGCCAAUACUCAACUGAACUAUUCAUCACUAUUGACGGUCCACAAAUGGCCCCAGCGAACGUGAUUGAAUCUACACCUGGCCAACUGCAGACGCGUAGCACAUACUACACCUAUGGACGGAUCAUAUUGCCUCCGUACCACUCCGUACCCAUUCUUCACUCCGACAGGGCAGUUCUAGCCGUUCCAGCUGUUGAUUCACCCACGUCCAGCACAUAUCCGAACCAUGUUCUCAUAACUAGCAUUGGUAGAGUACUUGAUUGUUACUACUCAGACAUCGCCAGGUGUUGGGUUUUAAUUGUUCUGCAUCGAGACUGGGAAUCUAGUUCCUUCAGCACAGUUUCUUUUCGAGUUCGGUACACAAUAAGAAAUGACACCAUGGGGACGCUCGGCCUGGAAAUGUUCCAACUGGACGCCCUGGUGUCGCUCAGCGGAACUUUGUCGGGCUACGCACAGUCUAGUCAAGAAUGGACAGUCAACUUACCUCAAGAUCUUUAA
Molecule: messenger RNA, 642 nt
Organism: Melampsora larici-populina 98AG31
Lineage: Eukaryota; Fungi; Basidiomycota; Pucciniomycetes; Pucciniales; Melampsoraceae
Exons: 3
Coding region: 1-642 (213 amino acids)
Source: RefSeq, a predicted model, not a curated record